AUGGUCGCCGCAAAGAAGCACAUACCGAUCGUGAAGAAGCACAAGAAGCGCUUCAACCGCCACCAGUCAGACCUCUACAAAUGCGUCGAUGCUUCUUGGCGGAAGCCCAAGGGUAUCGACAAUCGUGUCCGUAGACGGUUCAGCGGCCAGGCUGCUAUGCCAAAGAUCGGUUACGGAAGCAACAAAAAAACCAGACACAUGAUCCCCUCCGGCCACAAGGUCUUCCUCGUUCAGAACCCCAAGGAUGUCGAACUUCUACUGAUGCACAACCGGACCUACGCUGCUGAGAUUGGCCACGCGGUUUCAUCAGGAAAGAGAAUCGACAUCAUCGCCAAGGCCAAGCAACUCGGCGUCAAGGUCACCAACCCUAAGGGCAGACUCACCACUGAGUCGUAG
Molecule: messenger RNA, 396 nt
Organism: Histoplasma mississippiense
Lineage: Eukaryota; Fungi; Ascomycota; Eurotiomycetes; Onygenales; Ajellomycetaceae
Product: 60S ribosomal protein L32
Exons: 4
Coding region: 1-396 (131 amino acids)
Biological process (GO): translation
Cellular component (GO): ribosome; cytosolic large ribosomal subunit
Molecular function (GO): structural constituent of ribosome
Source: RefSeq, a predicted model, not a curated record